AUGUCAGGAUUGGAGAGUAAACAGUCGAUCAAGACAGGCAAGGAAGAACAGGCCGAGAAGAACAAGGUGAAGAAAGCACUCAUACAAGGAAACAACGACAUUGCCCAAGUGUAUGCGCAGAAUGCCAUUCGCAAAAGCCAGGAGAAAAUCAACCUGCUACGACUCGCAUCCAGAAUAGAUGCUGUGGCCUCGAGGAUCCAGACGGCCGUUACUAUGCGGUCUGUGACAAGCAACAUGUCGCAGGUUGUUAGAGGUAUGGACAAAGCAAUGGAAACUAUGAACCUGGAGAGAAUUACCAUGGUGAUGGACAAAUUCGAAGAACAGUUUGAGGACUUGGAAAGUAGUACGAAUUACUAUGAAAACGUUUCGAACGAUAUGAAUGCUGUGAGCCAGCCACAGGAACAGGUUGAUCAAUUGAUGAACCAAAUUGCAGACGAGGCAGGUUUGGAGUUGAAACACAAGAUCGGCGACGCCAACGUCGACGUUGCGGCCUCGCUUCCUGCACAGGAGACUCCUGCCGAGGAGGACAAGUUGUCGGAGAGACUGCGCGCGUUGAGAAACUAG
Messenger RNA from Ogataea philodendri, 564 nucleotides. RefSeq lists its product as uncharacterized. The transcript is spliced from 2 exons. Gene Ontology annotation, biological process: protein transport; late endosome to vacuole transport; endosome transport via multivesicular body sorting pathway. Gene Ontology annotation, cellular component: multivesicular body; ESCRT III complex. The coding region runs from base 1 to 564 and encodes 187 amino acids. The record is from RefSeq and is a predicted model, not a curated record. Lineage: Eukaryota; Fungi; Ascomycota; Pichiomycetes; Pichiales; Pichiaceae.